Molecule: messenger RNA, 1353 nt
Organism: Suncus etruscus (white-toothed pygmy shrew)
Lineage: Eukaryota; Metazoa; Chordata; Mammalia; Eulipotyphla; Soricidae
Product: 5-hydroxytryptamine receptor 3C-like
Exons: 9
Coding region: 1-1353 (450 amino acids)
Biological process (GO): chemical synaptic transmission; nervous system process; monoatomic ion transmembrane transport
Cellular component (GO): synapse; neuron projection; membrane
Molecular function (GO): transmembrane signaling receptor activity; extracellular ligand-gated monoatomic ion channel activity; neurotransmitter receptor activity
Source: RefSeq, a predicted model, not a curated record
AUGCCUGAAAGCAGCUCCAGGGUUGCUGAAAAGCCUCUGCUCUCUGCAGCACGAGGUGACAUGUUCACUAUCAACUGCUCGGGCUUCGACCAGCAUGGGGUGGAUCCCGCUGCGUUCCAAGCGGUGUUUGACAGGAAGGCCUUCCGGCCCAUCCUCAAUAUCAGCAUCCCCACCCGAGUCAACAUCUCCUUCACCCUGUCUGCCAUCCUGGAAGUGGAUGCCCAACUUCAACAGAUGACAUCAUUCCUGUGGUUAAACAUGAUCUGGGACAAUCCAUUCAUCAGGUGGAAUCCAAAGGACUGUGGGGGCAUCAGGAAGCUCAGCAUGGCAACAGAGAACCUCUGGCUUCCAGAUAUCUUCAUUGAGGAGUUCAUGGAUAUAGAUCAGACUCCCAGAGAACUCCUGGCUUAUGUCAACAGUGAAGGCCGCAUCAAAUAUGAUAAGCCAAUGCGGGUGACCAGCAUCUGUAACCUGGACAUCUUCUACUUCCCCUUUGACGAGCAGAAUUGCACCCUCACCUUCAGUUCAUUCAUGUACACAGUGGAGCACAUGGUCCUGGGCAUGGAGAAAGAAGUGCAGGAAAUUUCAAGCACAUCCCAGAACCUCAUCCGGAGCAAGGGGGCAUGGGUGCUACUGAGUAUCCAUCAAAGAGCCAUCAGGAUGAAUGUGGGACCCCAUCAGUAUGAUCAAAUCAGAUUCUAUGUGGCCAUCAGACGAAGGCCCAGCCUCUAUGUCGUCAACCUUCUGGUGCCCAGUGGCUUUCUGGUGGCCAUUGAUGCACUCAGCUUCUACUUGCCAGCAGAGAAUGAAAACCGGGCACCUUUCAAGAUCACCCUUCUAUUGGGCUACAAUGUCUUCCUACUCAUGAUGAAUGACUUACUGCCGGACACUGGCACCCCACUUAUCAGUGUCUACUUUUCCCUGUGCCUAUCCCUGAUGGUGGUCAGUCUGCUGGAGACCAUCUUCAUAACCUACCUGCUGCAUCUGGCCAACACUCAGCCACCCCCCAUGCCUCCGUGGCUAUACUAUAUGCUCCUCUACUGCACUAGUCCCUGGAAAGGCUGCCCCAGUGCAUCCCAGAAGAUAAACAGGGACCUGGAUAUCCCUCCCUCUCACUUGCCUGAUGUGAAAGAGCCUGUGGAGAUGAUGGGAAAGGAGGCCAGACCCAGAGAGGCAGAGCUGAAUGGAAAUGUUGGAUCAAUGAAGGCCCAACAGGAAGAUGAGGCUCAGAAGAGACAUCUGGUCAACCUGUGGGUGCUAUUUAGCCACAUGAUGGACACCCUGCUCUUUCGCCUCUACCUGAUCUUUAUGAUCACCUCUGUCAUCACAGUCAUUGUCCUCUGGACCACUUAG